AUGUCUUCUUAUGUUCUUCUCGCUAAUUUUGGAGCAGGCCGUUGCUCAAACACCGCUGAAGUGCGUCUUUUGAGGUUCUGGGAAGCUCGCAACGUCAGGAAAGAUGGAGAGCUUAUGAGCCUUGACAUGCUUCUCCUCGAUGAACAGUCUCCGCUGAUACACGGGAGCAUCAACUCAAGCCGCGUUGACACUUUCCGGAGGUGGCUCAGUGAAGGCUCCGUUUACUCUCUCAGUGGUUUCGACGUCGCACGGGCUAACCCAAAAUUCCGACUCUCUGACUCUCCGGUGUCCAUACGCUUCAAUGAUGGAACUUUUUUUGAAACAAAAACUGACUCGGACAAGGACAUUCCGACUGAGUUAUUCAGGUUUCGCAGCCAUGAACAGCUUCUGACAUUGGCAAACACUAAUAGAGAACUCCUAGAUAUCGUUGGUGAAGUAAGUUCCGUUAGGAGCACGAUCACUGACGGUCUACGCGGUCCUCAUCAUGUAAUGGUGACUCUGUGUUUGGAAGGGGAUGUCAAUGUUUGUGUCAGUAUGUUUGAUGAUCGUGCUGUAACUUUUCAAACUAAGUUUGACGAGCACAUCUCUGAGCCAAAGGUUAUACUCUUUACAAGCAUCAAUCCCAAAGUUGUUGGAGGGAAGCUUUUUCUCAACGCUACGUCUGGUACCCACUUUUAUUUCGACUGUGAAACAUCAGCUGGAAAAGAGCAUUAUGAAAGGCUGGUUGGUGAUGGAGCCAAUGCGAGCUCUUCUAAAUCAGAAGUGGUCUCUGCUCAGAAAAUCGAGCCCUUGACCGUUGCUGAACUGAACCAAUAUGUCCUUGCCGCUGACCCACAGAAUAUUGAGUUUCUGUGCAAGGCCGAGGUAACCAAUCUUCAGUCGGAGAAGGGAUGGUGCUAUAUUGGAUGCUCCAAAUGCGCAAAGAAGCUUCAGCCGGAUGAAAUAUCUUUCACUUGUCUCUCAUGUGAUAGGAAAAACGCUACGGGUGUAUUAAGGUCUAGCUUCUUGACUGAUCUUAUUCAACUGUUUCAGAGAAGUUGUCUCCUUGCAUCAAGAGCAUUGUUCGGGAUGAUGUUAAACGCCGUGUUCACCUGUCAACAGAAAAUCUCCCGGAAAAAGACCAAGAGCUCCGGGGAUCGGGGAGGUAAGGCCUUGGAUGUGUUUCUCGAGGACACGGAGAAUGUGAAGGGGGCUGAAAGAGACGUUGGUGGAGAUGGUGGCCUUGUCUGGAACGACACGGUCGGUGGCGGUCACAUGUAUUAA
Molecule: messenger RNA, 1263 nt
Organism: Brassica oleracea var. oleracea
Lineage: Eukaryota; Viridiplantae; Streptophyta; Magnoliopsida; Brassicales; Brassicaceae
Exons: 8
Coding region: 1-1263 (420 amino acids)
Biological process (GO): DNA replication; DNA repair; DNA recombination
Cellular component (GO): nucleus
Molecular function (GO): DNA binding
Source: RefSeq, a predicted model, not a curated record